AUGAGAUUUAGCGUCAUAUUAUUUGCACUCCAAUGUGCAUGUGCCUGGGCAUAUACAAUUACCGAAGGGUCUGUCAGUGUAGGGGACGACAAAGUUGAAAUUGGCGAAUUUAACGCCCAAGUUGUCACUCCGCUUAGCUUUGGUGCUAAGGAUAAAAUCGACGUGUCAUUGAAGGUAGAUGAAUUAUCUACCAAACCACACCAAGCUGUCAUCACUAUUGGAGAUGGUAAUGGAUUGGACUUGUCUUUUGUUCCAACUGUACUUACUGCUUCAAAUACUGUGAAGUUGAGUAUCCCAGCCGCUAAGCUUCCUGAAAGCUUGAAGUCUCAAUUAAGACUUUUCGUAAAGGUUAUUUUAGCCGAUAAGGAUAACUCUGGAAACUUGUAUAGAACUUUGGCUGAACUUGAACCAACCUCUGAGCUCAGAACUUCUUCCAAGUACAAGAAGGCUGAGAGGGUUGGAAUCAAACCUGAAAUCCACCACAUUUUCAGAGAAGACCCAUCCACUGUGAAUCCUAUCAUUCCAUUAGUCUUCAUUGGCGGUGCCAUUGUUCUUUUCCUUGGUUUGCUUAUUGCCUGGACCAGUGCUCUUAGCUCAAACUUACUUGCCCACUUUUCCGAUCUUACAGGUUUGCAACUUUUGUAUGACUUUUCCUUCUUGUCUUGUUUGUUUGGUUAUGAAGUUACUUUUGCUAGAUAUUACUUGGGAGCUUCCAUUUUCACUACGUUGUUCUAUGUUUUCGUUCUUGCCGGUCCAAGUAUUUACUUUGGUUCCAGAGUCUUCAGAGACUUGGCAAAGUUUCGUAAAAUUGGGAAGUUGUGA
[Candida] anglica is the source of this 822-nucleotide messenger RNA. The record is from the annotation of a GenBank genome assembly. NCBI's taxonomy places the organism in Eukaryota, Fungi, Ascomycota, Pichiomycetes, Serinales, Debaryomycetaceae.